UUGUUUUUGGUAAGUAUAUUUUGAAUAGCCAGAAUAUUUGUGCAAUAGGAUAUUUUUUAUUCCGCUGUAAUAUUUACGGCAAGCGAAAGUAACACAACGCGUGUUGAUUUAUAAGUUUCAGCGCAGAAUGAUUCAGUUCAUAAUAUUGAUAUCGCUCUGCAUACUGGUGCUUAGCGUGGAACGAGCGGAUGCUUCCGGCUUAGGUUUUGCUGAUACGGUAGCACUAAUUCUCGGCUUCGCCAUAGGAACCGUCGGAAUACUGGCCUGCCUGGGACGCUACGCUCGUCGACUGCGAGCUGGUUUAUAUUGAAUGCGAUCGAACGAAGUUCUGUUUAAGAUACAGUAAUUUAUCGUAGUUUGUAAGAUAUCUAAUCAAAUCAAAAUGAGCUAUUUGAGAGUAAUAACGAGACCUGCGAUUAACGCAAGAACCUGCAAGGCAUUGAGACAUACGCGGCACUAUUCACUGGAGGCGUCCCUGACUGGCUUAUGGACAACGGUUUCAUGCAGCACUCCAGUGGCAUAUAUGCAACAAGGAUUAAUCGCAAUGCACGAUCUUUCCGGAUUACCCUGGUGGGCUUCGAUAAUUGUGUCUACAGUACUGGUGAGGUCUAUUGUGACGUUGCCAUUGGCUAUCUAUCAAAAUAAAAUCGUUGCUCGCUUGGAAAAAAUCACACUCGAAAUGCCCGCCAUUGCUAGUGAGCUUAAACGGGAAACUGCUUUUGCAAUUAAGAAGUAUAGCUGGACAGAACAAGAGGCAAGGAUAAUGUACACCCAUUCGCUGAAUAAACAAUGGAACAAUCUGAUCAUUCGCGAAAAUUGCCACCCAGCGAAAACGUUAGUCGUUUUGUGGGGUCAAAUUCCACUAUGGAUCAUAAUGUCUGUAUCGAUCCGAAAUAUGGUCCAUAUGCUUCCUGAUCCAAGUUCAGUCGAUGCUCAGAUCACCUUCGCCGAACUAAUGCUGGGUGGAUUUGCCUGGAUACCAAAUUUAACGAUGGUGGACCAAUCAUGGAUACUACCAGUGGCGAUGGGUGUGAUUAAUUUUUCAAUUAUAGAGAUACAAAACGCGUCCAGAACGAAGACACCAUCAAAACUUCAGAAGACAUUUACCAAUUUGUACCGCAUUCUCAGCGUGUUGAUGAUUCCAGUAGCUGCUACAGUUCCUUCAUGUCUCUGUCUGUAUUGGGUAACGUCGAGUGCUUGUGGAUUGGGUCAAAACUUAUUAUUGAUGUCACCCCGUGUCAAACGCCUGGUAGGAAUUCCUCACGUUCCCUCGGAGAUAGCUCAACCUUAUCAGCAUAUUAAAACGAAUCUUGCAGAUAAAUACAGCUCUUUGCUAGCAAAAAUGCGACUAAGUUCGAAAUAGAUAAUUAUUUAACUUUUGUUAUGUAAAAUAAAAAAGUUUUAUUCGUAUAAAAAUGGUAACGGUACAUCUUCUUAGUUACUAAGAGUAUUGCAUAUUAAGGUACUUUAAGAAUGUUCUAUACGCCAUACAUAUGCAGCGAUUGUUUAAGCUUUUCCUCGAUCCAGUCAAGAUAGUGAGACACCUUGACAUACACUCCCGGCUUGUUGACAUAGCCACAGUGAAAGCCCCAGGAUAUUAUUCCAUACAGUGUGUGACCGCCUGCAAAAAGAAAAUAAAAAUUGUGAUAAUA
This is a messenger RNA of Topomyia yanbarensis, 1652 nucleotides long. Its product is annotated as cytochrome c oxidase assembly protein COX18, mitochondrial. Lineage: Eukaryota; Metazoa; Arthropoda; Insecta; Diptera; Culicidae. Gene Ontology annotation, molecular function: membrane insertase activity. Gene Ontology annotation, cellular component: mitochondrial inner membrane. The record is from RefSeq and is a predicted model, not a curated record. The transcript is spliced from 4 exons. The coding region runs from base 383 to 1363 and encodes 326 amino acids. Gene Ontology annotation, biological process: mitochondrial respiratory chain complex IV assembly; protein insertion into mitochondrial inner membrane from matrix.